Pungitius pungitius (ninespine stickleback) is the source of this 485-nucleotide messenger RNA. RefSeq names its product ribosomal protein S23 (gene rps23). Bases 16 to 447 code for a protein of 143 amino acids. Gene Ontology annotation, cellular component: ribosome; cytosolic small ribosomal subunit. Lineage: Eukaryota; Metazoa; Chordata; Actinopteri; Perciformes; Gasterosteidae. Gene Ontology annotation, biological process: translation. The transcript is spliced from 4 exons. Gene Ontology annotation, molecular function: structural constituent of ribosome. The record is from RefSeq and is a predicted model, not a curated record.
CUCGCAUCUGCAAUCAUGGGAAAGUGUCGUGGUCUGCGCACAGCCAGAAAGCUCAGAAAUCACCGCCGUGAGCAGAAAUGGCACGAUAAACAGUACAAGAAGGCCCAUCUGGGCACAGCCCUGAAGGCCAAUCCCUUCGGUGGAGCCUCCCACGCCAAGGGCAUCGUUCUUGAGAAAGUUGGUGUUGAGGCUAAGCAGCCCAACUCUGCCAUCAGAAAGUGUGUGAGAGUUCAGCUCAUCAAGAACGGCAAGAAGAUCACCGCCUUCGUCCCCAACGACGGUUGUCUCAACUUCAUCGAGGAGAACGAUGAGGUUCUGGUGGCAGGAUUCGGACGUAAAGGUCACGCCGUUGGUGAUAUUCCCGGAGUUCGUUUUAAGGUGGUGAAGGUGGCCAACGUGUCCCUUCUGGCUCUGUACAAAGGCAAGAAGGAGAGACCAAGGUCAUAGACUGCUCACAGAAAAUUAAAUAAACACAUUUUCAAUUA